Messenger RNA from Talpa occidentalis (Iberian mole), 1838 nucleotides. It is a transcript of the gene HMGN4, whose product is annotated as high mobility group nucleosomal binding domain 4. The record is from RefSeq and is a predicted model, not a curated record. Gene Ontology annotation, biological process: chromatin organization. NCBI's taxonomy places the organism in Eukaryota, Metazoa, Chordata, Mammalia, Eulipotyphla, Talpidae. The coding region runs from base 194 to 466 and encodes 90 amino acids. Gene Ontology annotation, cellular component: nucleus; chromatin. Gene Ontology annotation, molecular function: nucleosomal DNA binding. The transcript is spliced from 3 exons.
CCGCGCUGGCCCGGCGGGAGGGAGCGCAGGGCAGCCGCGCGGGAGGGAGGACGGCGGCGACGCUCGGGUCUCUGGAGAGUCAGUCAGCUGGACUCCCGAUAAGCUUCCUGAGGAACUCUUUCUAGAAGCAGCAUUAGGGAAGACAGAAGCCCCCUCUGGACUAGUACAGCCCCUGCCAGGCACUACUGCGGCCAUGCCGAAAAGGAAGGCAAAAGGAGAUGCCAAGGGCGACAAAGCGAAGGUGAAGGAUGAGCCUCAGAGGAGAUCGGCUCGGCUGUCGGCUAAGCCUGCCCCUCCCAAACCAGAGCCCAGGCCUAAGAAGGCCCCUGCAAAGAAGGGGGAGAAAGCGCCCAAAGGGAGAAAGGGGAAAACAGAGAGUGGCAAGGAUGCGAACAACCCUGCAAAAAACAGAGAUGCCUCCACAGCCCAGUCACAGAAAGCAGAAGGCGCCGGAGACGCCAAGUGAAGUGUGCUUUUUGGAUAGCUCCGUACUUAUAGUGACUCUGCGGUUUGAAAUACUAUUUUUUUUUUAAUCGAGUUUUAUAAAAUGUAGAAUUUUUUUUUUUUUUAAGUUAUAUUGUUAGCACACAGAACACUUUGUUGUCGUCAUUUGUGGAAAGGGCAAAUACCACUAAUAGAAUGUCUCAGAAGCUGGAUUGAAAUGGGGGGAAAACAGGAUUUUAUAUGGUUGUUGUUGGUUAGUCUUGGUUCCCAGAAGAGCUUCUCUGACAGUCACACAUGUCAGCCCCUUUGGCUCAGAAGCCUUAGAGUGUAAGGAAGCAAACUCAUGUCUUCUCUUUUCCCAAUGCCAUCAACAUAGACUUGACUUCCUGAAACCAAGGCCCAUUAUGUGGUGUUGGGUCCCCUAAAAUCAGCUGUGUCUGUGCCCUCAAGCUUUCCAGUGGUGACUUUGAGGUAGUGUUGUUCAAAAGAGCCAAGAUUCCUGUUUGUAGUUUGUGAAUCAUCCCACUAAGGUACUUCAGUUUUUAGUUCAUUUCCUCCACAUCAGAGUUGACCUAUGAGCAGCUCUUACAUUCAUGCAAAAUGUCCACCCCUGCUGAAAACUUACCCUGUUCACAACAGCUGCAGCAGAAGACUUUGCUGACUUUUGGGGAAGGGGAGUUUGGAAGUUGUAAAAUGUUAAGGAUUGUCAUUGAGAUCCUGUUGGAAGUUACUGCUUCUGAAAAGUGUCUUCUAAAACUGGAUACAAGUUGGUGGUGAGAGAGAUCAUUUCCUAUCCAAAGUCCUGAAGAAAUUCUUUAUUGCCUUGUAAAAGUUCUGUAGUUUUGCUUUUCAUGUUUGCCUUUUGUCUUCCCCAAACUGAUUUUUGUGAAAAGUGUGAAAUAGAGGUACAAUAUUUUUUUCCAUAUGGGUAAGUGAUUAUCCCAGCACCAUUUUCUGAAGUUUCACUACCCAAUGAUUUGUAACACUGACAUUUUCAUAAACCAAGUGUGUGUGUCUAUUUUGACGCAUUGGUUAAUCUCUUUUACUUGUGGCAUUACUAUAAAAUCCUGAGUGCUACAACUUUAGAAAAAGGUUUGGAUAUCUCAGGAUAAAUCCCAUCUCCCCUUCUAACAUCAUCACCAAAUUUUUCCUCCUGGGGAGCAUCUGAGCUGCUCUUAGCCAUUUGCUCUUACAUACAGCUUCUAGAAUUACAUAGUCAAAUUCUAAAUCAAACAAAAAACAAGUUGGAAUUUCUAUUGGAUUUAUAUUGACUUUCUAGAUUAAUUACAAUAUUAAGGCCUCCAUAUUAUAGCUCUCCAUUUAUUUAGGCUUUUUAAAUGUCUUUCAAUAAAGUUUUAUAAUUUUCUCCAUAAAUGCUGCCUUUUGUUAAUAUU